Molecule: messenger RNA, 2401 nt
Organism: Sphaeramia orbicularis (orbiculate cardinalfish)
Lineage: Eukaryota; Metazoa; Chordata; Actinopteri; Kurtiformes; Apogonidae
Gene: c3h16orf46
Product: chromosome 3 C16orf46 homolog
Exons: 2
Coding region: 580-1602 (340 amino acids)
Source: RefSeq, a predicted model, not a curated record
AAGUUCCCCUUCUGACUGUGAAAUACUACAAGAUAAAGCCAGUGUUUACUCUUUUUAUAACUCAUGUGACGUGAGAACACUUGCAGUUAUUUAAAAAAAAAAAAAAAAAACUGCUUAAAGUCCACAGUAGAAACUCUACUUCCUACUGCCAUAUACCGUGACUGUGUCACCGUGGGAGCAUCGUGGGAGAACCCAUGGGAGUCUGGAGUUAUUGCAUAACUAAUAUGUCAUUCAACAGAAGCGGAGCCGGCGGCAGCACUACCCAAUCAGGCUCCGCCCAUUUAGCUACGUCACUUUUUCCCUGGCGCAGCCUCUCUACGGGUUGUCAUGACGACGGAGUUGUGGCUCGCUCUGUGAAGGUAUUCACCUCUGCUCUGUUUAGGAAACUCUCUGGACCAUGAAGAAGGCGACACUCUUGGAGGCUUACAUAGCGUAAAUUCAAGGUGAAAUGUUGGUAUUUUAACAAACCAGUAUAAAAUGUUUUCUUCUGCGUGAAAAGAGUAUUUACAACUAGUAUGUAAGCAGUUUCAUAUAUCGCUGUGAGCUAACAGCUACUAUUGACUAACCGUUAACCAGGACAUGAUGGCGCCGGUAAAAGAAGUGGAUCACUCAGCUGUUCAGGGAACACAGGGUGAGCUUCCAGCCGAGGAGGGUUCAGGGAGCGAACAGCCUGACAGAACACCACCAGGCAGGAGACAUGUCGAGGCCCUCCUGGAUAUCAGUGAGGAGGGCUUCUUGGAGAUACUGGAGCCAUAUGAAUAUCAUUGUUACUCUGGGUGGGAGGAAGCUGUCCAGGGUUGGGCUGGAGCUGCUCCACUGAGCUCCAUACUUCUGUCUCAGAGGACAGACAAGAAGCCAAAGCAAAAAGAAGCCAACAGCCUCGGCCCCAGGGCAGAUACCCCAGUCGGUGUUGCUGAGCACUGCAGUCAAUCACAUUUGGGACCUAACAUCUCUAAGAAGUCUAUAUUAUUAAGCCAGCAGAUGUGGUCCUGUGGUAAAUCUGCUGCAUCUGUUCUGCAGCCUGAUGUCCCAGUGUCACCUGUUCUUGGUGCCAUGCCGAAAAUCCUAUCACAUUUUACACAGGAGGACAAAACAGAGGAAGACGAGACUCCAAGGCAGCAACACCAUCUGUCUGCAAAGUACAGUGUUUUGGAGGACAGGCCCUCAAAGCCCCAAAAGCACCACAGGUCAAGCAAUACUGUGGUUCCAAUUAAAAAUUUCACUUUUUUACCACCAAUCAAAACACCACAUAUGAAUUUCCAGAGGGUCAGUGGACAGAACUGUACUGGAAGGAAGCAUUUAGAAGCAGACUUGAUGGCAGAAAACUAUUACAUCUUUGAUAAGAUGAGUGGAAUAAGAGGAACUAACUCAGAGCUUCCCAAGGACACCAAUAAUGCUAUGACAUCCAAGUACCAGACAUGCCAGCAUAGCCCCCACUUUUUCUCUGCUGUUAGUGUUUCUGUUCCCAAGAGGUAUCAAGUAGCUGUGUCUUCCAAACCUGAAACACUGCACCCCACCAGCUACUCAAUGGGUAAGAGUCUCCACUUCAGCACUGCAGGAAGUGCACAAGUCCAUAUGCACCCCAGCUGCCUGUUCUCCUGAGGAAAAAUGAAAUGACUGCCUCUAUGUGUAUGGUCAGUGUACAUCAAAGCCCUUGAGAAACUAUAACAAUAAUAAAGCAUACAAGAAAAUGCAAUUCCCAGGUUCAACCAAGACCAGAAGCACAAAUUUCUUAUGAUAUACACCUCAGCGUCACUGCACCAUGCAGUUUUGUUCAAAGUAAUUUAAAGUCUGACUUAACAUCUCAAGAGAACAUCCUUUUAAAAAUCUUCAGCUAAUAAAUCAAAAAAGCUAUUGCAUUGUGUCUUUUGGUCCUUUAUGUUCUUAUGAGUUCACACUAGACCUUCUAUGGUUUUUCUAAUUACCUAGCACCUAAUGGUGAAUCUACCUCAUAAAAAAGCAUAAACAUGAGACCGCAGAAAUACAUUUGCUUGUGUAAUUUCUUUUUGCCAAACUACUACAUUUUUCGAUCAAGAAUUUGUUUAACAAUCCUUUUGUAACACUGAAUGAGAAUACAAAGUGCCUACGGUUACUUGGCCCCACAAAUCAAAUGUUAUUGUAUUACAAUAAAACAAUAUUGUAUACAUUAUGAGAAAAGCACAUUGCUCAGAUUUAUACAUUUGUUUUGCACUGUUGGUCUCCAAGGGUCAGAUAUGUCUUGCAAUGUAAAAAAAAAAGUUUCUUGUUACUUUAUUUUUCCAUUCUACCUCAGCUGCUCUUCAAAGUAUUAACAUUUGUUUUGUUUUUGCUGUUUAAGAGCUGCAGUGUUGAUGCUAGUGAAUGUAUUUGAUCGUUUUAUUGAAUGUGAAUAUGAAAUAAAAUGGCUACAUUGGUAUUUGCA